AUGCCGAUCAACGUUGUUCGGCUGUCUCCAUCCUUCCCGACGUUUACGGCCCGGCGGGCAGACCAUCCACAAAACGCCAUCAAGGCCGAAGUGGGCUUGGCGAUCAAAGUGGCAGGACAGCAAAUUCGGGCAGGGGACACCGGCUCGACCGGCCAUGCAGUUGGGACUUGCGAUGUGCCGUAUUUUAUUCAUUACACCACUUGGUCGGACCGGGGACCGCUUUCCUGCGGGGACACGAUGCCGUUGGUCACCCGUAAUCGAGCUCUGAGCGACCUAGGAUCCAUAUUGGCCUGCGAUUGA
Messenger RNA from Neurospora tetrasperma FGSC 2508, 300 nucleotides. RefSeq lists its product as uncharacterized. Lineage: Eukaryota; Fungi; Ascomycota; Sordariomycetes; Sordariales; Sordariaceae. The record is from RefSeq and is a predicted model, not a curated record. The transcript is spliced from 2 exons. The coding region runs from base 1 to 300 and encodes 99 amino acids.